AUGGCGGAAGAAGAAGAUCAUCCGUUGCUUGAAUCUUUAUCUGUUUUCAAACUUGGUGAGCCGUCAUUCGCUCGAAAUGAAUGCGAGCUUCUCUCCAGAUUUUUAGAGGAUCAACAAGAGAACAGUUUAGACAGCUUAUCCCUUCAUCAGUUGUGCACUAAUGUCAUAAGAAAUCGGAUUUGCAGCGGAGAUUUCAUUGGAAGCCGCCCAGCUAAAAAGUGGAUAUUCCUUAUCUUCAGAUUGACUCGAACUCUAUUCAGAGAAAAGUCAAGAAUUGCAACUUUUCAUUCCAUUAAUUUGCAUGCCAACUUUGUUCAGACUUUUCAGUUCAUUGCUUCUCGUUUUUUACGCAAUGAGCAUGACUGGAAUGUGACGGUUGUUAACUGUUUGAAUGUGACUCAAAAGCUGAUUGACAAUGGAGAAAAUGCCCAAAAGUUUGUUGAAUGUAAUCUGGAAGAUGGGGUGUUAGUACUGCUGGCGACUAGACAAAUGACGGUUUUGCAGCAUUCAUUGGAGAUUCUCGGAAGAUUAUCUGAUUGGUCAACAACUUGUAGAGAGAACUUGUGUGAAUCGAAUACAAUUGACGUUUGUUUGCAGCUGAUUCCAGACGGAGAUAUAUUGACACAAAAACUAUGUGUCAGCCUUCUUCGGAUACUUUCCUGUGAAGAACAAGCUCGGGAGCAAAUCAGAAUCUACGACGGUGUUCCAACACUGCUAGGUCUUCUCUCUAUCAAGAAUUCUCGUCUUCAAUGGCAUGUCGCAUGGACACUUGCUCAACUUGCCGAACAACAUGAAACAUCUCUGGAAAUAGCACAACUCGGUGGAAUCAGUCUUAUAUUUGCUGCUAUAUCAAACCCGAAACCACCUGGAAAAGCAGUCGGAGACUGGGUUGCAAUGCUCACUGGACUGACUGCUCUGCUGGCUCAAUUGGCACAAGCAAGCAGUAAUCAACAGUUGAUGUCAAAUGCAAAUGGAGUGUAUAUUCUGGGAAAACUUCUGGCAAUUCGCAAACAAGUGAUAACAGAUGAACCAAUUGAUUCGUGGCUUCUUCUUCAAUGUUCCAUAUUUCGAGUUCUCCGUUUAAUGUAUACUUUUGAAAGAUCAAGACAGUUAUUGAAGAAAGUAUUGCCGACGGAAAUAUUUGAAAAGUUUGUGGACGUAGGGAAUUAUAACAGUCUAUUGACGGAUUAUGAUGAAAUUUCGAGAAUGUAUGAUGAUCUUAUUGAAGAGAAUAUUGAUAUAAUGAAAGAUUGGGAAAGUGUGAACGAGCGAAGACAAGCAGUUGGAGAAGUUGGCGAAUACGAAUUACUGGAUCAACUUGGGGCGGGAGCAUUUGGAUGUGUAUAUACUGUACGAAAGAAGGCACAAAGUCAUUCGGAGAGCCCAGCAAAACUGUUUGCUCUCAAAGAAAUUUUCAUGACAAAUCUGAAUGACCGAGAAUCGGACAAGAGCUUUGGUGACAUGAUAAGUGAGGUUAAGAUUAUAAAACAACAACUCCGUCAUCCGAAUAUUGUUCGAUAUCGGAGAAUUUUUGUGGAAAAUCACAGAUUGUACAUUGUAAUGGACCUGAUUCAAGGAUGCUCACUCCGGGAUUUAAUUGUGACGAUGAAAGAAAAAAAAGGAAAUUUUGAAGAGAAGAAAAUAUGGGCCAUGGUAGUUCAGAUGAUGUUGGCACUUCGUUACCUUCACAAAGAGAAACAAAUUGUACAUAGAGAUUUGAAACCAAAUAAUAUAAUGAUGACAACUAAUGAAAGAAUUGUCAUAACUGAUUUUGGAUUAGCCAAACAAAAAGGACCUGAAUACUUGAAAUCGGCAGCGGGUACCAUUAUAUACAGUUGUCCAGAGAUUGUACAAAACUUGCCAUAUGGAGAAAAAGCCGAUAUUUGGUCUUUUGGAUGUUGUAUUUAUGAAAUGUGUCAUUUGAAACCAGUGUUCCAUUCAACUAACAUGUUAACUCUUGCUAUGCAAAUCGUUGAAGCAAAGUACGAUCCGUUGGAUGAAAUGUGGAGUGAUGAUCUUCGUUCGUUGAUAACUUCUUGUCUUUCACCUGAUCAAGCCGAUCGACCAGAUAUUAUGAAAGUUUCUGGAAUGUGUGGCUCUCGGCUUCUGGAGUAUCUAGAUGACGUUGCACGUCAACAAGCCACGACUUCUGAUAUGAACACAUCGGUGUCCAGUUAUAGUAUUUCAAAGUUUGAUGAGUCACCCUCUUCUCUCAAUUCCUCGACAAGUUCUUACAAACGACCGGGAAGAUCAAAAGUUGCUGGAACUGGAUUACUUCCACCCAUCAAUCCGGCCCCACGUAGAAACCACUCGAUGUCAGCUGGAGAAACUCCACGAGUAUUCUCAACCAGCAUUGUUUCACUUCCCAGAAUAACAAACGAUCGAUACGGAGUGAUGUUUCCCUCUGCUCCAUCGGCGAUUCCAAAUCGACGUCGCGUUCAAACAUGCUCCACUGAGCAUCCAGCAAGAUCUUCUUCUUCUACUGAGCUGAAAGUAUCAAAACAAUCAGAUGGACUAACGGUUAGCAGCAAUGUUCUUCGGCAGAUUCAAGAUCCAGUUCUUACGAUUUUGAAUCAGAUUCACAGAAUUUUGGUCGUGACUGACAAAGAAUCGAUUUCAACAACAAUGAAUCAUCAAAGAAGACUUGUUGAAAUGUUUCGAAAGAACCUUCUUGGGAGAGAGCAUGAUGCAGUUCAAAUGAAAACUCAUCUCAGAAAACUGGCGUCAGAAUCACCAGAAGAAAUCAAUAUGAAUUUGGGAUUCUCGGAUUUCCGACCAGUUUUAGUUCAGUCUCAUAUAAACGGAUAUCAAAAGGUGUUAUCACAAUGUCCUCCUGGUCUCACUCCACUUUUCUCCAACAACAACUUCAAUCAACCAUUGACGUGUACACCACAAGAUUCAUGCAGUUGCUAUUCGGGAUCAUCUCGUUUUGGAACACUUUGUCAGUAUGCAAGCACUUAUAACAACUACAUUUGCUGCUAUUCUACAAAUACACAAUGUGGAACUAACUCAAGCCCUCAAAUAUCAGCAUCUGGCCAAGUUGUUUCAUGUUCCAUGAACACCAACUGUGCAUCUGGAUACACUUGUAACAACGGAGUGUGUUGUCCCAACACAAAUUCCAAUUCGUGUAGCAAUUCUGGAAACAACGGAUGUCUGACAGGACAAGUUCUCGUCAACGGCCAAUGUUACAACUCAGUGAAUAUUGGAUCAGCAUGCCAAAGGACAGAACAGUGCACCGGCGGAUCACAAUGCCAAAAUGCAAUUUGUCAAUGUCAAAGUGGUUUUGUUAAUGUGAAUCAGCAAUGUGUUGUAAGCAAUGGACUGAACUGCCAGCUCGGAACUGUAUCCUACCAGUCUCAAUGUAUUAGUCUCGCUUCUCCAGGACAGAAUUGUCUCACUUCUUCUCAGUGCAUUGAUAAUUCGAUAUGUAACAAUGCAGUAUGCACUUGCAACAGUAACUAUCAACUUGUAUAUGGAUACUGUGUUCCAUUCACAACUGGAAACUGUCAGAACACUCAAACUCUUGUGAAUAACCAAUGCGUUCUCUAUUCCAUCGUCGGUGAGACUUGCAUUGCUAACCAACAAUGUGUGGGCGGAGCUAUCUGCAAUUCUGGAACAUGUAGAUGCCAAUCGGGAGCCACUGCAAUGUAUGGAUACUGUAUCAGUUCCUCUUCAACUUCGUGUAAUUCCAAUCAAGUUUCCAUCAACGGUAUAUGUUAUCCCACAGUGCAAAUCGGUGGCUCUUGCUCUUUUUCACAGCAGUGUCUGAACAACGCCGUCUGUACAAACAGUGUCUGCGUCUCAUCUUUCUGUAAUAUCCAGUGCAAUUCAAAUCAGGUGUGCAUCUCUAACCAAUGCUAUAAUUAUGUGUCCGUCGGGUCACAGUGUGUUGGUUCACAGCAGUGUCUAUCGAAUUCUCAAUGUUCAAAUGGUAUUUGUCAGUGUCCGCAAGGAACUCAGAUUUCCAAUGGAGUAUGUACAUCCAAUAACAAUAACAAUGGAUGUCAGACAAAUCAGAUUUCCUACAAUGGGCAAUGUUACAAUACCGUUUCAAUUGGAAGUCAAUGUAUGAUAACUCAACAAUGUCUUGGAAAUUCUCAAUGUAUCAAUUCAUUCUGCCAGUGUCCAUCAGGAUCAACCAAUGUGAAUGGAUUCUGUCAGGGAUCGAAUAUGAACUGCAAUUCCAAUCAGAUUUCCUAUAAUGGACAAUGUUAUAAUACCGUAUCUAUCGGAAGUCAAUGCAUAAUAACUCAACAAUGUCUCGGAAACUCCCAGUGUCUGAAUGCUUUCUGUCAAUGUCCAUCUGGAUCAACCAAUGUGAAUGGAUUCUGUCAAGGAUCCAAUAUAAACUGCAACUCGAACCAAAUCUCUUACAAUGGACAAUGCUACAACACUGUUUCGAUCGGAUCACAGUGUGUGAUCACACAACAGUGCCUCGGUAACUCCCAAUGUUUGAACUCCUUCUGUCAGUGUGCUUCUGGAUCCAGCAAUGUGAAUGGAUUCUGUCAAGGAUCGAACGGACAAUGUGGAGUAAAUCAAGUAUUGUACAACGGACAAUGCUACUCGACGGUUUCUAUUGGCAACCGAUGUACCAUUACUCAACAAUGUGUUGGAAACUCCCAAUGCUUGAAUUCUAUUUGUCAGUGUCCAACUGGAUCAAACAAUGUCAAUGGAUUCUGUCAGAGUUCAAUUAUUGAUUAUUUCGAAUUGUCAAAUAUAAUCUCAACUUAUGUUUUGCAGGUUUCAUUCAACGGACAGUGCUACAAUACAGUUUCGAUUGGUUCCCAGUGUGUUAUCACACAACAAUGCCUCGGGAACUCUCAAUGCGUGAAUUCGUUCUGUCAAUGUCCAACUGGAACCAGCAACGUCAACGGUUUCUGUACGACGACCUCAAAUGCAAAUCUGUGCUCGGCAGGUCAAACAGUUCAGUUGGACAACACAAAUCAGCCAAUCAACUGUUUGGUUUCCACGUGUCCAACUAACUCAUUCUGUCAGUAUUCGUCGAGUGGACAACGAUACGUUUGCUGUAGGAGCACAACAGGAAAGAAGAAGUAG
Messenger RNA from Caenorhabditis remanei, 5055 nucleotides. RefSeq lists its product as uncharacterized. The transcript has 22 exons. NCBI's taxonomy places the organism in Eukaryota, Metazoa, Nematoda, Chromadorea, Rhabditida, Rhabditidae. The record is from RefSeq and is a predicted model, not a curated record. Gene Ontology annotation, biological process: protein phosphorylation. Gene Ontology annotation, molecular function: protein kinase activity; protein binding; ATP binding. The coding region runs from base 1 to 5055 and encodes 1684 amino acids.